AUGGCCUCAUCCGAAGGGUUUAGCCUCAGCGAGGUGCCCGUUCGAACGCCGCGCAGACGACGUCGGCCGGCCUUAUCAUGUGUCCAAUGUCGACACCGAAAGGUCAAGUGUGAUAGGAAGUUACCCUGCACUCAAUGUUCCCAAUACAAUAGCGCCACCAGCGCUGCCUGCAAAUACGACGAUCCCGAAGUUGCCGCCAAGGGAAAGUUGUCUAAUUUCGCCCAACAAACUCUUCACGAUACCUUAUCCAUACCGCCUUCAAAUUCAAAUCAUGGAUUUUCCGGGCCAAACGAUACUAUUCCGUUCAACAGCUUAUCAGCCCCAGUUCUCCCUGGAUUCGAAAAUCGCUCUCUAAGCUCAAGUGUUCCCUGGAGACCUCCACCGCCAGCAGCCGAAUACACCCGAUCUGAGCAACAUGCCUCUGAAAGCUCAGUUGGGGCAAGAACACCUCAAACAGAAGCAGGCAUUCAAGAACUCAAAGAACGUGUUCAAAAGUUGGAGGAUACAACAUCAAGUUCGAAUAACUAUUCCUCGAGACGGAUUGAGACCGGCCCAUCGUUGUCCAUAACCAAAAUCCCCAAACUACGAGGCAACAUUAACAAAACUAGAUUCUUUGGUAUGAGCCACUGGAUGAAUACAUUUGACGAGUUCGAUCAACUCCGUUCCUUGAAGAAUUACGAGAAGUUCGACAAUGGCUCGGAACUUCAGAAGCUUUUGAAGAAAUGUAAAGAUAUGGCAAGGGUGGUUAAGGCUGAACGUCCAAUUAGUUCCUACACUCUUCCGGACUUCAAAUCUCAUAUCCCAUCACAAGAAAUUGCGGAUCAGCUAGUUCAGCUUUACUUUGAUACCUUUGAGUCAACGUAUCGGAUUUUGCAUCGAGGACUCUUUUUCAAAGAGUAUGAGCAAUAUUGGAAGGACCCAGCCGCUGGAAGCACCAGUUUUGUUGUCAAGCUGCUACUCGUUCUGGCCAUUGGUACUAUUUUCUACGAUGACGGUACCAACGGAACUGCUUUACGCUCUCUGGCUCCUCAGUGGAUAUACGCAGCUCAAACUUGGCUUAGCGGCCCUUUCGAAAAGGCAAGAUUGAAUCUUGCAGGAAUUGAAGCCCAAUGCCUUUUCACCCUUGCUCGCCAGACGCACAACCUUGAAAGUGAUCUACUCUGGAUAAAUGUUGGAACACUUUUCCGUACCGCCAUGAGCAUGGGUCUCCACCGCGAUCCUUCCCACUUCCCCAAAAUUUCAGUCUUCCAUGCAGAACUACGCAGACGUCUCUGGGCUACAAUUACCGAACUCACCACUCAGUCCUCGCUCGACUGUGGAAUGCCGCCUAUGUUUUCAUUCAACGAUUUUGACUGCGAGCCGCCCGCAAAUUACAACGACGCGGAUAUCGACGAACAAACCAAGACCUAUUCAACUCGAAAACCAGAUACGGUCUACACAGACUCUUCAAUUCAAAUCACCCUUCUCCAAUCCCUACGUACAAGACUGGAGAUUAGCUUCUUGAUCAACGAUUUUCGCUCCAUCCCACCUUACGAAAAGGUGCUGGCACUGAGCAGCGACCUCACAUCCCACAUACGCUCACAUUCCACCCUCUAUACCUCACCUCAAGCGCCCCAAACCGCCUUCACAACAUCACACAGGAACCUCCUAGACCUCUUCACCCGCCGCUUCCUGCUCGCCUUGCACCACCCCUUCGCCAUCCAAGCAAAAACCGACCACCGAUUCUACUUCUCGCGGAAAAUGUCCCUGGACGCCGCGCUAGCCAUUCUCUCGCACCCCUAUCCAAGCAACGAUCCCUCCUCAUCCCCAUCCACAUCCACAUCAGAAAACCAACACCUCCCGCUCACGCUCCUUCUCACCGGCGGCUUCUUCGAGGAAAUCCUGUGGCGCGCCUCCACAGCCGUGGCGCUGGAGCUGAUAAAUCAAAUCAAGGAGGAUUCGUCGCCAGCGUCGGAAGCAGGGAAGGUGGGGAGGAGACCGCUGCAUGAUGCACUGGAUAAACUAGUGCGGGUGGAGAGGAGGAGGGUGGAGAUUGGGAGUGAGACGAAUGUUAAGGGGUACUUGUUUUUGUGCAUGGUGCAGAGUCAGGCUGCCGCAAUGGAGAGUGGGAAGGAUUUUAGAGAGGCGAUUGCUGGGAGGGCGAAAGUGGCUGCGGAAGAGGCGUAUGGGUUGUUGAGGAGAUUGGUCACGCAUACCCUGGUUGAUGAACAGAGGCCUGUUGAAAGAGCAAGUCAGGUGAUGGCGGAGUCUAAUGUUGAUUGGGAUCUUUUGAUGCAGGAUACGAUGAUCGAUUUCGAUGGUAUGAAUAAUUGGCUCUUUGACAGUUGGGAAGAUGCCCAUAAUCUGGUAUGA
This is a messenger RNA of Hyaloscypha bicolor E, 2352 nucleotides long. RefSeq lists its product as uncharacterized. Gene Ontology annotation, cellular component: nucleus. The transcript is spliced from 3 exons. The record is from RefSeq and is a predicted model, not a curated record. NCBI's taxonomy places the organism in Eukaryota, Fungi, Ascomycota, Leotiomycetes, Helotiales, Hyaloscyphaceae. Gene Ontology annotation, molecular function: zinc ion binding; RNA polymerase II cis-regulatory region sequence-specific DNA binding; DNA-binding transcription activator activity, RNA polymerase II-specific. Bases 1 to 2352 code for a protein of 783 amino acids. Gene Ontology annotation, biological process: DNA-templated transcription; regulation of transcription by RNA polymerase II.